Molecule: messenger RNA, 1620 nt
Organism: Rhizophagus irregularis DAOM 181602=DAOM 197198
Lineage: Eukaryota; Fungi; Glomeromycota; Glomeromycetes; Glomerales; Glomeraceae
Source: RefSeq, a predicted model, not a curated record
AUGAGAUUAUACCUGCUAGUUUCUGUAUAUCAAAACGGGAAACAAAUUGUCAAAUCUUCAGCAAUAAGUAUUGAACCCCCUGGACUUUUAUCUGAUCUUUUAAAGUUGGCUCUUUCUACUAAUGAUAUACCAAACGUGAAUAUAUCAGUUGACUUUCAAAAAGAUAAUUCAAAAGAUUGGCAUAUAAUAUUAAAAGGAAUUCAAGAGAACUUAGAAAUAUUAAUUUUUUUAAAUGCUACACAUAUUAGAUUCAUAUGGAAUGAUGAUUAUGAUGAUAUCAAUAAUUCUCAAGCAGAAAUUCACAAAAAUGCCUUUAAUAUUUUAAUGAGUAAUGCUACAAAUAUUCAUUUUCCUCUAGCACAAGGUUUAACCACCCGAAAUAACCUUUUAUAUAAUCACGUUAUUGAUCUUUUAAGAAUCCAAAACUUGGGUGGUUUGGGAACGCUCACACAACUUCUGGGGUACAAAGAAUUACCAGAAUAUAAAGCAAAAGCUCUAGAAAAUUCAUUAAUUCAACCGUGGGCAAGUGAUAAAAAAUGGGAACAAUUUAUCGAUGAAGUUAUUCAAUUAUGUGCGACAUCAAAAAAGUAUGUAGAAUAUUUAGAUAAUGUAAAUAAUAGGAUGCGCAUUAUUCAUAGCAGUAGUAUACCUAUACGAAAUGGGAUUGAUCACAUAAAAGUACUAUUAGAUAUUAAUAAAACUUCAUCAAUGAGUAAUAAAUAUACCGAUAUUAUUAAUUUAAUGCAAGAUAAGGCUGAGUAUGAUCCUAUCUGCAUUGACUAUCUUAUUCCACAUAAUGUUUUUCAAGCUGCAUAUUUGGAAGUAAUGGAACUUCCAUUUAAUAUUACAUUAUAUCGUUACUAUAGUGGGAAUUAUAUUGGUACUUUAAAUUGGAUUUGUAAAAGACCAGAUACCGUUGAGUUAUUUGAUAAAACUAAAGAGUCACAAUCUUUACUAAAAGCGCACGAGUCAUUACCAAAAUACAGUACACGGCAAAUGAGAAAAAAUGUGAUUAAUAAAUAUUCACUUUAUACACGAUUGUCACCUGCUAUAUUAUUACAAGAAUGCAUAAAAUUGAUGUAUGAAACUCAAGAUCCAAAUAUUGUAUUUGAUUUACGAAAAAAUGGAGGAUUUAAAGGAACUAAAUUUGAUGAAUUUUUGAACGAAAUGGAUGCAUAUUUUAAUGAAGUAAUUGCAAUAUCAAUUCAAGAACUACGUGAAAGUAUUAUAGAACGCCUAAAAGCUAAGCAUGAUGAAGAAAAAUUUUCAACAAUUUCAGUUCCAAGCAAUGACAAACAUAAAGUUCCAAUCAGAGAAAUAGUUGAAACAUCAACAGGAGUUCGCAAUAAAGCUACAUUAGCAUUUGCUGAUAUGGAGUUAACAUCAUGUGAUCAUAAUUUUACAAAACUUUCAAUAACACCAUCUGUUUCAUUAUUAUGUAAUAUUCCUAAAGAUAUCAGCGAAAGUUUCUAUCAAGGGCAAUGUUUACGUGAAAAAUAUACUAUUUUGCCCGAAAUGCUAGUUAUUUAUACUGAUGGUGGCGCUGACCAUCAAACUACAUUUGGUUCUGUUCAACUUGCAAUGAUUUGUCUGUUUUUGGAAGGAGAUUUUGAUUUUUAG